Messenger RNA from Entrophospora candida, 615 nucleotides. Lineage: Eukaryota; Fungi; Glomeromycota; Glomeromycetes; Entrophosporales; Entrophosporaceae. The record is from the annotation of a GenBank genome assembly.
AUGUUCCAGGGUGCUGUAAUGAUAAAAACUAAUCUUGGUUGUCCAGGUGGAUACGUAUGCAGAUAUAUGAUAGAAAAGCCAUGUGAAGUUUACACUGAUAUAAAAAAUUUUCCCAAAAUAUUAAAUAAUGUUAUAUCUAUAAUAUAUGUUAAGCUUGAAAUCAUUGAAACAAUGAAAAUUAUAGAUAAUCAAAAAGUGAUGAUAAUAUGCAACACUGGAAAAAUAAAAGUAAAAAAUAUAGAUAUUGAGAUUCCUGACUGUCACCCGACACCGAAAAAAAAAACAGCACAUCGUUCCUUACGUCCAACAACACCGUAUAACGAACAUAUUGAUAAAAAAAGAGCAAGAUUAAUCUAUCAAUCUCGUAAAAGAGGAAUAUUAGAAACAGAUUUAUUAUUAUCAACAUUUGCAAAAAAGUAUUUAAAUGAAUGUACAGAACAAGAAUUGAAUGAGUAUGAUGAAUUAUUGAAUAUACCGGAUUGGGAUAUUUACUAUUUUGCAAUUGAUCAGAAGCCUGUACCUGAACGAUGGAUCAAUAGCGAGGUAUUUAAAAAAUUGAGGAUGCAUGUAAAAAAUAAAGGAAAAGAAAUCUUAAGAAUGCCUGAUUUGUAUUAG